This is a messenger RNA of Lodderomyces orthopsilosis Co 90-125, 3900 nucleotides long. RefSeq lists its product as uncharacterized. The transcript has a single exon. NCBI's taxonomy places the organism in Eukaryota, Fungi, Ascomycota, Pichiomycetes, Serinales, Debaryomycetaceae. The coding region runs from base 1 to 3900 and encodes 1299 amino acids. The record is from RefSeq and is a predicted model, not a curated record.
AUGGGUCUCUUUGGUUCUGUGUACAAAGCAUUUUCACGAAAAGAUGAUGACAUAGCAAAACUAAAAUCUGGAAAUACCGAGUUUGGACGUCAUCUUCACAAACCUAUUCCCCAAAAAGAGUUGGAGAGUGUAACUUUUGAUGGUCCUAAAUCCCCAGCUAUGAAAUUUAGGCGCUUACGUGGGAAAAUUUCACCAAGAGUCCACAAGACUCCCACCACAAUUGAUCUCUUGAAGAAACGACAGCCAGCAACAUCUCCAAGGAAUGUUGCCAUGCCAGAGCCAACCAAAAACACGGGGAGAACUUUAUCAAUCAAGGAAAGUAUGGUGGAAUCUCAGGAUUCUUCAGCUACAGGCUUGUCUGGAUUUUCAGAUAGUGCACUCAAUACAUUGACAAUAUCGUCAGAUGAUGCACGCAACCAUCAACCAAACCUGUCUCCAACUUAUUCGUUAGCCAGUACUCUCAGUUUAUUCAAUAAGGGAGAUCUACUGCACCAUAAAACUGUUUCCAAGAAGCUACAGGAUGCUUUUACUGACUCAAAUGACCAUAACACGCAAGAGAAGGGACAAAUGCAACCACAAGAGGAAGAAGCAGAAAAGACAUUUGACAACACAGAAGAAAGUUUCCAACAGCGAGGAAUAAUAGGGGAAACUUUACAAUUUGCCCUGAAAAUGGAAGAACAGCUACACCACCUAUUAUCCGUGAGAGAAAAGCCACCAAAUGUGAUCAUACGGAGAAUCAACGAAGAAGGAAACAGCGAAUCAAAAACCACUGUCAAUUUAUCUCCCAAGCUGUCCAAACGGCGCCAAGAAGAAUUGCUUGGACUGAGUAAAAGAUAUAAGCCAACAGGGACACAAUCCAUGACAAACCACCAGCAUCAAAGUCUGACUGGUCAGUUUGACAAUGAAGUGGAAUCGGGCUACUUAUCGAAUAAAAGACUAGCGGAUGAGAAAGAACCCACUGUCAAAAUGGAAGCUCACUCCCCCACAGCAGUGGAAAUGCUCCAACCCCCAAAACACCAAGAAAACAGACAAAGUGAAACAAACGAUCAAAACAACACAUGUAAUCUCCUGGAGCUGCAGAAAAAAUCAAAUAAUACACCUGAAUUCAUAGACUUGUCAAUAUUUGAUCUGGAUGAAGAUAAUGAUCCAAAUACCGCUAAAGAUGUUGAACAGCAAGCAAAAUCAAAAUCAAAACGAAAAUUAACGAUGGCGCAAAAAAUCAAAAGAUUAAAUAAGGCUCGUAGGGCAGCUAAAGAUGCUUCUGCAUUGCAAGAUGCAAAGGAAAAGAAUUUGAAGACAAAUGGAGUCAAGCGUAAACCAGGUUCUAAAGGCAUUGGAUCUGCUACUUCACAAACUUCCAAUGAAGCACUGCAAGCUAAAACUUCCAAUGAUGUACUGAUUUCUAACAACUCAAAUGGCUUACAGAAAGCCCGAACACCAAAGGAUCCGAUUAAUCAACCUAUCACAAACUCUGUUUGUGAAAAAGAUAGAACCGAAGAAGGUUUGUUAGCUUCAAGCGAAAACCUUGAUCAACUUUCUGGGAGUAUCGAUAGGCAAAAUGACAACCUUCUGCAAGAUCUCUUACUCAUUACUGAUCAAAAGAAACAGAUACCAGCUCAUUUAUCAACUCAGCCACCUGAGAAUAGUGCUGAUGCUUCGAGAUUCAAUGUAGCAGAACAGAAAGAACAAGGCUUGGAGAAUGGGAGAUCCGCAAUUGAGCGGGGCCAAGGGCUUACUUCAUCUGCACGUUUGGGCCUCUUUUUAGGUAUGCCGGAAAACGCUCAUAAUUCGGAGAUAAACAAGCAAUUUAAAGGUCAUGUGUCCUCAGAUAUAGGUUCUGAUGAGCCCGACCAAUCUGCACUGCUGAAGAUAAGGCAACAACAAAUUCUAGAAGCGCACGAUACAGCUGCAGACAAAACCAAAUGCACGUCUCAAGGAAGCAAAGAAAGGACGAAGGUGCUGCCAGAAACUAACAAUGUGAGUGUCACGGAACACCCGAUUGAUAAUCAUAGCUUGAGUGAUAAAGAACAAGAUAGAUUAAGCCACAAAGAGGAAGAUGAGAUGCUUGAAGACUAUGAUCUUGACAAAAUUAACGACAUGUCUCGAAAAUUUCACCGGGAUAAUCCAACUAGCCAAAAAAGAACCGAUGAAGAUAUAAUUGAACCUAUCUCAACAAACCCUGCCAGUGCCGAGGCUGAUAUAAAUUCUUUCAAGAGUUUUUUUGUUCUUGAAUCACCACGAAAAGCACUCCGUCGUACAGCAGAUUCUGACGAUAUUGAAACUUCAACACAGGGUGUAGCAUUGGGUAGAAACAUUGUAACUGGUACACACAGUACACACAACUAUGGCCUUCAGUUUGACGAGAGAUUAUUUCGAGAACACCUUGAUGAAAUACAGAAACAAGCAUCGAGAUUGGACGAUAUGGUUAGAGAAAAUCCAACCAAUGAUCAACAGGACUUGCAGGAAAAACCCGAGGCAAGUACAUCGACCCAAGUCGAACACUUCAAUAAGGAAGGUGGUUCAAUUCUGCCACCUUCAAAUGAAACACCAGCAUCUUUAACGCAUCGCAUUGUUGAAAACUCACGUCCCAAUGAAGUUAACAGCAAAGUUUACAAAGGAAAUGGCGUGCGUAAGAGGGGAGACCUUGAAUCAAGAAGACGCAAACGAGUAUCUAGAGUACGAAAUAUGUUUCGCUUGACAAAUUCCUCAUCAGAAGAAGAUUUUAGUCCUGAUGAGGAUGCGACGGUGUUGAAAAGGGUUUAUACGCAUCAUAAGUCAAGGAAUGUGGCGGUAAGAAGAUUUAAAAAUGCACCUUCAAAAGCCAGCCAUGAGGAUCAUAGUCAAGUUGAAGAAUUCAACGCAGGCGACACCCGUGAAGAUCAUAGCCAAAUCAAAGAACGCAAUUCUUGUGGCACUAAUAAAGAUCAUGGACAAAUCGAGGGACGUAACACUACAGACACUCAUGCUUCACUAGUAGUCUCAAAAGAUAUACACCAACUGGCUCCGAGUCAAGGGAUAUUUGCAACUUCACCAAAUUUUACCAAAGCAAGUCGGCAGAAGGUGGUAUCCGGUACUGAUGCUGUUGAUAAACUGGAGGCGGAGCUGAUUCUGGAGGCAAGUGGAAGUAGCAACGAGAGAAGGUUGCUGGAAUCAACUGCUACUGUUGUCGACAAGGUAGCUAAACGGACGACUAUAGCUGAACUUCUCAAUGCUGAAGACGAGCCUCCGUUUUCAAAGAAGUCCGACUUGGAUUAUGUAGACAACAUAGGUGACGCAAAUGUGGCCGAAGUUAAAAGAACAGUGUCACAAGUGUAUUUUUCCAAUGUCUCGGCAGAGCAUAACAACAACCAACCCCAGCAGCAAAGCUCUAUCCAGCUGAUUCGUUCACCAACAGAGAAAUCGAGUGGUGUAUUUGGAUCCUUCGUUAAGCCAUUAUCGAAGGGCAAUGCAUCAAGCGUUGAAGCAGGGGAUGGUAAUAAGGCCGAUGAUAGUUUUGAUAUGUCUACUAUUGCCAGCUCGAUAGAAGACGUAGCUGGAAAACGUCAGAAGAGUAGCAGGAAGAAAAAACGGCUAAAGGCAAAUGAGGGAAGGACAAGUAUUGUUGACAAGAGAACACCAGACCCUACAAGUGAGAAAAUAUUGAGCGACACCAACAAACAGGAUACAACCAUUGAAGUUUAUUCUCAAGCAAGAGAAGGACUAGAUGCUAUCACAAAGGUGGAGUCAGAUAUUGCCAAAGAAAUGCUAAAUGAUCUCAGCAAGAAAAAGGUGGAUAAUACCACAAACGUGCAGCCAUUGCAAUCAGCGGAUGUACCAAAGAAGAAAAAGAACAAGAACAAGGCCAAUGAGAGUAGGAAAAGGAAAAACCGAAGAAAGAAGAUGCAAGUUAAUGGUGUAUGA